UCAUUCCGGACACAUGAUGAACAUGGCUCACAUUCGAUGUCCAGAUUUAGCAUGGUUUCUUCUCCUGCAGUCAGUUAUGCUACAUGCCCUGUGCCAUGACGAGACGACCCGUAAUGUAUAUAUGAUAGGAUUUAUGGAGAACCAGAUUUUGAACGCGCCCAACUCUUCCUGUAAAUUAUCCUUACACAUUGUUAAUACAGGUGAAAAUACCACCUGUGUUAAUUAUCAAACAAAAGGUACACAGCUCUCAAGUAUUUCACUUCCAGGCAGAACAACACGAGUUGUACCUUUUUCAGAAGAGUACAUGGUGAGAGGGUCUGAUAAGACACAGCGGGGUAUCAGGGUGGAAUCUGGUGACGGAGUCAUUAUUUAUGGUGUAAACCGUUUCAAUGAAACUAACAAGGGUUCGAUGGACGGGUUCCUGAGCAUUCCUGUUACGUAUGCUGAUACUUGUUUCUAUGCAGUCACUUUAUCAAAUUUGUCACAAAUUUUGUUAGUUGGUACAGUCAAUGGCACUUCAGUGAACGUCACACUUCGAACAAACUGUAGGGUAAAUUACAACCAAAGACCUAACAGCAAUGGGACAGUGAUAAAUACAACACUGGAUGAAUACGAAACGUUACAACUGCAAUGUAGUAAGGGAUUUUUAACAGGAACAUUCAUUCAAGCAUCGCAUCCAGUAAGUGUAUUCAGUGGAAAUAAACGACAAAAAAUAUUGACAGUCCCCACCACAUUGGGCCAUUUGGUGGAACAAAUACCUUCUGUGAAUAGUUGGGGUAUGUACUUUGUGAACAUUCCUCCAACAGUUUGA
Molecule: messenger RNA, 811 nt
Organism: Mizuhopecten yessoensis (Yesso scallop)
Lineage: Eukaryota; Metazoa; Mollusca; Bivalvia; Pectinida; Pectinidae
Product: IgGFc-binding protein-like
Exons: 3
Coding region: 14-811 (265 amino acids)
Source: RefSeq, a predicted model, not a curated record